Molecule: messenger RNA, 1635 nt
Organism: Ilex paraguariensis (yerba mate)
Lineage: Eukaryota; Viridiplantae; Streptophyta; Magnoliopsida; Aquifoliales; Aquifoliaceae
Source: the annotation of a GenBank genome assembly
AUGGCCUUCAUGUCCACAUGCUUUACUGUAACUACCAAGUCUCAUUCCAUCGUCUUCUCAUCAAAACCCUCAAUCUUACUAAAGCCUUCUCAAUUCCACACUUUGCCGUCACAAACCCCAUUAAAUCUCAGUAGGACAUCAAAUUUUCGUUGCAGUAAAGGAUUUGGCCAUGUAAUUAGGGCGAGUGUCGAUGUUUCGACUUCCGCGGUAAAGCCAGGAGGUACGGUCGAGAGCGAUAAACUGCCGUCAGAUGUUCGGAAGAGAGCGAUGGAUGCUGUUGAUGCGUGUGGAGGUAGGGUCACCAUUGGCGAUGUGGCAGGCAAAGCUGGGCUCAAGUUGAACGAAGCGCAAAAGGCUUUGCAGGCUCUUGCUGCUGAUACUAAUGGCUUCUUGGAGGCGCUUCAUAAAGAUGGAUUGCUUCAUUGUGCUUUUAGCUCUUCUCUAGUGAUGAAAUGUGUCGUCAGAAUGGUAUCAGACGAAGGUGAUGUUCUAUAUGUUUUUCCGAAGAAUUAUCGCUCAAACCUUACUGCCAAGUCUUUUAAGAUUAAAAUUGAGCCUUUGUUGGAAAAAGGGAAGUUGGCAGCUGAGUAUGUGGUGAGGGUUUCCUUCGGAACAGCAUUAAUUGCUUCUAUUGUCAUUGUUUAUACCACAAUCAUUGCUAUCCUCUCAAGUAGAAGUGAUGAAGACAAUCGUGGAAGACGCGGAGGCAGAUCUUAUGAUACGGGUUUCAAUUUUUACUUCAGUCCAACUGAUUUGUUUUGGUACUGGGAUCCAUAUUAUUAUAGGAGGCGACGAGUACGAAAAGAUGAUGGUGGGAUGAACUUCAUUGAAUCUGUUUUCUCAUUUGUAUUUGGGGAUGGUGAUCCAAAUCAAGGUAUUGAAGAAGAGAGGUGGAAGUUGAUUGGACAAUACAUAACAUCAAAUGGCGGUGUUGUUACAGCUGAAGAACUUGCUCCAUAUCUUGAUGUAGAAAUGGCAGAGAAAAUGAAUGAUGACUCAUUCAUACUACCUGUGCUUUUGCGGUUUGACGGUCAGCCAGAAGUGGAUGAGGAGGGAAAUAUUCUGUACCGGUUUCCAUCACUACAACGUACAGCUGGUCCACAGAGGAGUGGAAGGAAGGAAUAUGUUGGUAGAAGAUGGGCUGAUUGGGUUGGAGGGAUUGAGAAGUUUUUUAGGGAGAAGAAAUGGCAGUUCAGUAAAACUAGCAGUUCAGAGAGGGCAAUGGUCAUUGGUUUGGGUGGGCUUAAUCUCUUUGGAGUUAUUAUUCUUGGUACCAUGUUGAAGAAUAUGACAGUUACACCAAGCGGAUUUAUCACAUUUGUGUCUGAAAUAUUUCCUCUACUUCAGAUCUAUGCUGGUUCUUUUUUUGCAAUUCCUUUGGUCCGGUGGUUCUUUGUCCGCAAGACCAAUGCUGGAAUAGAAAAGAGGAACCAAGCAAGAGAACUACGUGCCCAGGCACUUGAAUUGCCAGAUCUCUCUCUAAGGCGGAAGCUUCUGAGCGCUCGAGACAUGGCCCAGAAGACAUUCAUUGGUCAGGAUCGGAUUGUGUAUAGUACUGACCGGGACUUGUACGAGCAAGAUUACGAUGCCAAAGAAUGGGAUCAGAGAUUCAGGGAGAUCGAGAAGUCUGAUUGA